CCAAACUCCUACAAAAGAAAAAAAACAAAGUCAUGGCUGGCGUUUUGUUUGAAGAUAUUUUCAACGUGAAAGAUAUGGAUCCAGAGGGCAAAAAGUUCGAUCGUGUAUCCAGAUUGCACUGUGAAUCAGAAUCUUUUAAAAUGGAUCUGAUUUUAGAUAUAAAUUCCUGGUUGUACCCCAUGGAUUUGGGAGAUAAAUUCCGUUUAGUUUUGGCCACAACAUUGCGUGAAGAUGGUUGUCCUGAUACCGGCGAAUAUAAUCCUCUCGAACAGGAGGGCACUAGAGCCGAUAGCUUUGAAUAUGUCAUGUUUGGCAAAGUCUAUCGUAUUGAGGGUGACGAAGCGCAUAAUGAAGCUUCAUCCAGACUGUCGGCAUAUGUCUCGUUUGGUGGUUUGUUAAUGCGUCUGCAGGGAGAUGCCAACAAUUUGCAUGGUUUCGAAGUGGACCAACAAAUGUAUUUAUUAAUGAAGAAAUUAGCAUUUUAAAUUGAAUUGUUUUUUUCAUUUAAGUAGAUAUUUGAAAGUGUAAUGCAAGUAAAAGGACUCAAAUUUUAAUUAUAUAAAAAAAUCGAAGGACAUUCAAAAAAAUAAACAAUUUGUGUUGCACUUUUGGUGGUUUAAGUAAACAAAUUAUAUUUUUAAAUAAAAAUUAAGAUUAUUUAAUAUUUUUUUUAUUAAAAUAAUGUA
This is a messenger RNA of Calliphora vicina (urban bluebottle blowfly), 686 nucleotides long. RefSeq names its product DNA-directed RNA polymerases I, II, and III subunit Rpb8 (gene Rpb8). Bases 33 to 485 code for a protein of 150 amino acids. Gene Ontology annotation, cellular component: RNA polymerase II, core complex; RNA polymerase III complex; RNA polymerase I complex. The record is from RefSeq and is a predicted model, not a curated record. The transcript has a single exon. Gene Ontology annotation, biological process: DNA-templated transcription. NCBI's taxonomy places the organism in Eukaryota, Metazoa, Arthropoda, Insecta, Diptera, Calliphoridae.